CGGGUUCUUGUUAACGAGCUUCUCAACCCGAACCCGACCAGAAAAAUUAUCAGAAAUUCAGAAUCACUCUCUCCCCUCAAAAUACAGGAAGGAAGCUUUGGACUUUGGGUGGCGGAUCCAUAUUUUUAGAGAUGGCAACGGAUCCAGAGCGGGAAGCAGCCUCUUCAUUGUCUUCAGCAGCCAAACGGCGCUUAUCUUGCACUACCUGCUUCGACGCUCUCUGGUUCUGCUACUCUCCAGUGCAUCAAAUGCAGCAAUAUUACAGGCUUGGACUUUUUGAUAACUGUUCUCAGAAAUGGAGUGAUUUGGUCGACUGUUUGACUCUCAAGACUAAAAGAUCUUCUCAAGUCCAGGAAAUUCUAGAGGCUCGUGAAAAAGCCAAGCCCCACCUUUGGAAGCUGCGGACACCAGAAGAAGCAUCAGUGCACUGGAGACAGCUGUUUGGACACUUGGAUGAUGAAGUGGAAUGAAAACCCCAAAUCACAGCUUUCUUUCUGAAGCAGAUGUCUGUGUUUGGUUUUUUUCUUUGUUUGCACUGUCCCCUAUGGUUACCAAAAUAAUAGGAUAGAAAUUACUGAGACAGAGCAUGCAGAACAAAUCCAUUGAUCGAUACAGGUAGGGGAAACAUGAUUUUGUUUGAGCUUAUUUCAUGUUGUUUUAUAGUUAAUAGAAAUGGCCGGCCAAUUAAACCAUUUGAGUUAGCUAGGUCCUGGAAGUAAUGGUAGGCUAAUUAUCUUAAAUCCGAUCCCUUUGUGUUUUCUCCAUCGGCUUGAACUUAAUUAAAUUGCUGGUGUUCAUGAUGAAACUCUAUUGAUCAGACUGCAGCUCUACCGGGUAUUCUCUUUCAUGGCAGUUCAAUUCAAUAACCUUUGUAGAGUGCUCCCUGCAACCCCUAAUGUAAGACUGGUUUCAGUUGUUGUGUU
This is a messenger RNA of Populus euphratica (Euphrates poplar), 923 nucleotides long. RefSeq lists its product as uncharacterized. The transcript has 3 exons. The record is from RefSeq and is a predicted model, not a curated record. The coding region runs from base 132 to 470 and encodes 112 amino acids. NCBI's taxonomy places the organism in Eukaryota, Viridiplantae, Streptophyta, Magnoliopsida, Malpighiales, Salicaceae.